Molecule: messenger RNA, 1756 nt
Organism: Betta splendens (Siamese fighting fish)
Lineage: Eukaryota; Metazoa; Chordata; Actinopteri; Anabantiformes; Osphronemidae
Product: G-protein coupled receptor 4
Exons: 3
Coding region: 265-1362 (365 amino acids)
Biological process (GO): G protein-coupled receptor signaling pathway
Cellular component (GO): membrane
Molecular function (GO): G protein-coupled receptor activity
Source: RefSeq, a predicted model, not a curated record
UGUGGAGGAAGCGAUUACUGAAUAGACAAGUCUUGGUCGAGACACCGUGUUCCCACAUUUGCUGGGUACAGGUCACAAGAUGCAGAGCGAGAGCGGAGCAGUCAGUCUCACAGUCUUGGGAGGUGUGCGAUGGGUCCUGAAUCCUGCCAGCCUGAAAAACAGCACAAAGUCCCAGCCUGACCUGUGUCAAUGGAUAUUUUGCACAUGUUACGUCAACUAGAUGAGUCAGACAGAUAAAGAAGUCCUUUGACUUUAUGUGAUUGGAUGGGUACUCCUACAAGUGUCAGUCACCUUCCCAGUGAGUUCACGUCCAGCUUUCCACGCCAGCUCUUCGACAGAGACAUGUCCAAUGACAGCUGCAAUCUGCCCUUAAACACAGACACCUUUGGCCUGACCUGUAUCUAUGGCCUGGUCUUCUCUUUGGGUCUCCCCAGUAACCUGCUGUCUCUCUGGGGACUGUACCAAUUGGGUCGCUCAGGUGGUGGAGGCUGCCAGCUGGUCUACAUCCUCAACCUACUGCUCUCAGACCUCCUCCAGCUGCUCACCCUUCCCCUGUGGAUGAUUUACCUCCAGGGUGAGCACCACUGGCCCUAUGGCCAGUUGACCUGUGAGCUGGUGGGUUACGUGUUUUACGUGAACGUCUACGCUAGCGUCAUGUUCCUGUGCCUGAUAGCGCUCGACCGCUGUCUGGCCAUCGUGUACCCACUGAGCAGCCGCAGGGUGCGGACCGUCAGGGUGGCAGCGAUGUGCGGCGUGGCAGUCUGGAGCCUCACCUUCCUCUUCUGCCUGAGUGGACUCCUGCCAUCGGUCUUUGUUUCUGACAGGCUGCUGUGUCUGGAGCAGUACCCGGUCAGUCCUAAAUACGCUCACUUCAAGAUCACCACCGUGGCCCUCGGCUUCCUGCUGCCCUGUGCCAUACUAGGCUAUACCUCAGCCCACAUUGGCGUGACACUCCAAAGAUCUCCAUCCCUCUCUGACCACGAGCGCCACAAGAUCGUGGGCGUCCUGGUCAUCAUCACCAUCAACUUCAUUGUUGUGUUCGGGCCCUACCACCUCAUAGGAGGAUACAGGUUUGUGUCCCUGCUGCUAACCGAUGAGCCCUGUGGACUGGAGCGCUCCAUCUUUCUCGCCUACCGGCUCUGCUACGGUCUGACCAGCCUCAACACUCUGCUGGAUCCUCUCUUCUACAUCUUCCUGUGCACCGAUGCACGGCUCGAGCUGCGACGGUCCCUGCUGUGUUUGGGGAGAAGAGAAAACGGUCGCAAGAAGCUGACACUCAGUAGCAGAGCUCACCCAAGAACACAAUUGGAAAGUGCAACUGGACAUAACAAUUGUUUAGUGAUCCAACACGAAUCGAUUUGAGUCAAGGCAACUGCACCACCUAGUGGAAACACAUGUGUAUUGUUUGUUUGCAGUGUGCCUUUCAGAUGUCAGUGACUACAUUCAUCUGCCCUGUUGGUGUUUCCCCGCACCAAGUAGUGUUUUUAGUUCCUCUAAGGUCAUGUAGAUACUGAUUCAGAGGAUGAUGAAAUCGAAGACAUGAAUUACAAUAAAGGUAAAACAGUACAUUGUAAUGCUGAGCACAUUCAUUGUUACAUGUGUAUUGAAUCUUAAUGGUUCCUUAGAUGUACAAGCAUUGGAAGUAAGGACUGACAUUUGUUCAGAUAUGUUUGCUAUCUGACGUUAAAAACUGUAUAAAUUCAGGUUUAGCAUUUGGUUACUCUAGGUCAUUUUGUAAACCCUUGCUGUGAAAUGU